AUGUUCAUGUUCAUGUGGUACAUCGUUUCGUCGUCCUCGAGACUGAUCGUUAUCAACAAUUAUAAUUAUUAUUACCCUUUCCCGUCACCAACCACCGAAAUGGACGCUGAGACCACGACACAAGACGAUGUCAUAAGCCUAACCACAACGUCCACUGCGAAAAACAAUUGUCAAUCGCUGCCGGAGGCCACCACGUGUCGUCCACAACGACCGAUAUUCACGAUCCGAUGUCCUAUAGUGCUUCAGUGGCCAUUCCGGAAAUCGCCGUCUUCAUCGUGUUCGCCGCCAACGCCUUCGCCGUUUCCAACACCACCAUCACCGUCGUCGUCAACGGUAUCUCUGCCGCAAACACCUCUGUCGUCAACACUUCUGCCGUCAACACUUCCAUCGUCAUCACUUCCAUCGUCAAUAUUUCCGUCGCCACCUUAUCCGCUGUCACCAUACCCUUCGUUGAUUACCUCACACACGACGACACUACCUCCUUGCACUACGACCGCGAACUGUCCACCGUCAUUGGCUACCACUGACGAUGAGCUAUUGUACGAGUUACUGUGGAUAUCAUCUGCAACCGCAACACCGCCCCCAGUUAGGAUUUGGACGGUAACCGCCUCGACUAGUAGCCGUCUAACAACGUAUUCCGCCACAUGUCGGUCGUCUGUUGAUCGUAUACAACCUACCAUGUUUGCGCCUAAGGUUGCUCGUAAACGGCGUCGUGUUAAUAAAGUUUUAAGAUUUUAA
Messenger RNA from Aphis gossypii (cotton aphid), 738 nucleotides. RefSeq lists its product as uncharacterized. The transcript has a single exon. Lineage: Eukaryota; Metazoa; Arthropoda; Insecta; Hemiptera; Aphididae. The coding region runs from base 1 to 738 and encodes 245 amino acids. The record is from RefSeq and is a predicted model, not a curated record.